Molecule: messenger RNA, 2346 nt
Organism: Ctenopharyngodon idella (grass carp)
Lineage: Eukaryota; Metazoa; Chordata; Actinopteri; Cypriniformes; Xenocyprididae
Exons: 2
Coding region: 119-1876 (585 amino acids)
Molecular function (GO): nucleic acid binding; metal ion binding; hydrolase activity
Source: RefSeq, a predicted model, not a curated record
CCUCAUUUCUUCUCAUUUGUUAAUUUCAGUCACACCUCCACAUCAUCACUGACUCUGACUGUGUAUUUAAGGCAGCUGUGCUUCUGCUGUCUCUCAAACACAAGACCAGCGUCACACCAUGUUUGUUCUGGGUCUGCUCACCUGUAUUGUGCUGAGAGCAUUCAGUGCUCAGGCAAAAGUGGUCGAGACCUUUGAUGAGUGUAGCAGGUUUUUCUACAAAGACACAGCACCACGAGGAAUGGAUCAGAAUGCCAAGAAAAUCUGUCAGAGGUUUGAGAUCACCUCUGUUGGAGUUAGGAGAUCAACUCCAUACAACUGUGUUUACUACGCUACACUGUACUCUGUUCCCCACCGGAUUCCCCUCUACAGCGCCUACACACCGAAAUGGUCAUGCUCAGACACUACUGGAAGGACAAACAAGUGGCACUUAGAGCCACAGAUUUCUAAAACUCAGUCCCCAAUUGAUUAUAUGGUCGCUGAGCAUCAAAACAAUCAAGAUACUCUUAAAGUAAAUCAAGCCAUCAGCAGCGACUACAGCAAGACCGGAUAUGAUCGAGGACAACUGAACCCCAACAGCUUCCAUUGUGGUAACGGCCCUAAUGCAACGUUUACACUGACCAAUGCAGCACCUAUGGACGCAUGUUUCAACCGGAUCCAGUGGAAGAACUGGGAGAGAACUUUGAAGAGUUUUUUAAUAAAGAAGCUUGACAGUGAGGAGGCAACAGCCUACAUUGUCACGGGUACAGUACCUGAUGCAAAUCUACGGAUACCACAGAAGGGAAUGUCUGAAGAGCCGGAAAGGGUGACGGUGCCCUCUCACAUCUGGACGGCUGUCUGCUAUAACCACAAUUAUUAUGAUAAAAACUCUUUUUCCUUCGGCUAUAUAGGAGAAAACCUGCCGGGAGGUAAAGUAAACCUGAUGAGUGUCUCACAGCUGAACAAUCGGCUCAAUCAACUCUAUAAGCUCUCAAAUAUUAAGAUCUUUGUGGAUGACUGUUUUGAAGACAGUAAUAAAUUAAACAAGGUUAAGAAAGCAUUUCAGAAAUUAAUCGGUCUCCCAGUGACCCCAGAUGUGCAGAAAACAUAUGAUGCGCUCCAAACAGUCAGCUCUAAUGGAGAGGAUGUCGUGUUGACUGACAUGAUUGUAAAAUUAACAUUCAACAGUUUGAGCUCUUAUUCCACUAUGGCAGAAAAGCUGAAGGUUUUUAGUGAAAGUGCUUGUUUUAUAACUAAUUAUGGACAAAAAUCUGUUGAAUGCCAGUUGGGCUCAAAGAAGCGCAAGAUUGCAGCUGAUGGCUCGCCCUGUUUAAGAAUCUCUGACUCUGGUUCAGGCUGUCGCUGUAACACAGGAGGUAAAACCAAGCGCUGCUGCUCCACUCCCUGUCUGUACCAGGAUGAUGUCAAGAGCUACAGGUGUUACUCAGGCCAGAAAGAGAUAGCGUGUUCGCCCCAGUACUCACUCAUCACGUAUAAAGGAGAGCGAUGCAUGGAUGAUCACCCCUGCGGCACAUACGGCAAGGACUACUACUGGUGUAACACCAUCUCUGGCCGCUCUGACUACUGUAGUCCUCCGCUGUGGAGAAGUAAGGCUAAAAACGGGCAGUACUGCCGCAACAACAACGCCUGUGCCAAAUAUGGUAAAAGCCAGCAAUGGUGCUACACAGAUGAUGGCAAUAAACAUGAGUGCUGUACUUCUGACUGCUACUCCACUGUGAAUGGCAAAACCUGCAAGCCUGAUCACCCCUGUGGCAAACAUGGUAAUGAUCACCUGUGGUGCCAAACUACUGAUGGCAGCUGGGAUAAAUGCUGCACAGAAUGUUCCUCUGUUCCUGUUUCCAGAAGCACACGGCGGCGCACUGGGCAGAACUGGUCAUAGACAUUAAAACGCAUUUUAAAACGCUGUGUCAAGUUAAAAGUUCGACUUCUGAAAACACAUCUCAACACCCUGUGCUUUUUUCCAUGUUGUUUGCAUUUUAAAAUCACAAGUGCGUUCCUUCAUUUAGCUCACCGCAGUAUAUAGACAGAUGUACGCAUACAUGUCUGUGGGAAUGUAGACAAGUUUCAAUAAACCAUUGUUGAUUCAAAGAGCUGAUAAGGAUAUAAUAAAGGUGUUGAGCAAAAUUGAUAGACAUACUGUGUACGCUUUACAAGGUAAAAUGGAAAAUUAACAUAAAAUGCAAUAAAUGCAGGGUAUUAAAGUUAUUGAGGUACUGUUUUUUUUCCCUUAGCACCCCCACUGAACUGUUAAGCCCUUACUUACUUCUGUUAAGGUAUUCAGUGUGUUUGAGCCUCUUAUCAUUCAGAUUUUAUAUUAAUACCAUUUUCAUAAACACAACACUAUUGUCU